AUGCCCGCUGCCAACAAGCCCCAGACGACUAAGGCCACUGCUGCCAAGAAGGCUGCCCUGAAGGGUACGUCGGGUUCCAAGGUGCGCAAGGUGCGCACCGACACCACGUUCCGUCGUCCCAAGACGCUUGACCUGGCCAAGAACCCUCGUUUCCCGCGCAAGAGCGUGCCGCAUGCUCCUCGCAUGGAUGCGUUCCGCACGAUCCUCUUCCCGCUCAACACCGAGUCGGCCAUGAAGAAGAUCGAGGAGAACAACACGCUCGUCUUCAUCGUUGACCGUGCUGCCAACAAGCGCCAGAUCGAGGGCGCCCUCAAGAAGCUCUACGACGUCUCGGCCGCCAAGAUCAACACGCUCAUUCGCCCAGAUGGCAAGAAGAAGGCCUUUGUGCGCUUGACGCCGGACCAGGACGCACUUGACGUCUCGAACCGUAUCGGCUUCAUCUAA
Mycosarcoma maydis (corn smut) is the source of this 444-nucleotide messenger RNA. Its product is annotated as 60S ribosomal protein uL23. The transcript has a single exon. The record is from RefSeq and is a predicted model, not a curated record. Gene Ontology annotation, molecular function: rRNA binding; structural constituent of ribosome. Gene Ontology annotation, cellular component: ribosome; cytosolic large ribosomal subunit. NCBI's taxonomy places the organism in Eukaryota, Fungi, Basidiomycota, Ustilaginomycetes, Ustilaginales. Gene Ontology annotation, biological process: translation; ribosomal large subunit assembly. The coding region runs from base 1 to 444 and encodes 147 amino acids.